Gorilla gorilla gorilla (western lowland gorilla) is the source of this 1433-nucleotide messenger RNA. RefSeq names its product asialoglycoprotein receptor 2 (gene ASGR2). Bases 328 to 1191 code for a protein of 287 amino acids. The record is from RefSeq and is a predicted model, not a curated record. The transcript has 9 exons. NCBI's taxonomy places the organism in Eukaryota, Metazoa, Chordata, Mammalia, Primates, Hominidae.
UUAGAGCCUGGACACUCAGACCCUCCAGUGCAGGCCUUGCCCGGAUCAGCCCCUCCUCCACUCUCCUCUCCUCUGUGAGCUCCACCUGCCCCAGUUCUCCUGGCUUUAACCCCUCCUUGGCCAAGGCCAGGGUUGCCUGCGGGAGCCAGAUGUCCGCUCUCCACACCUUUCACAGAUCCUACCCAGGCCACCACCCCGAACCCCUCCGACCCUGCGUUCCAUCCCACCGUCAACCUCCACGUGAAUCUGCACCUCUGCCCCAGCCCCAGCCCUCAGAGCAACCUCAGCCCAGCCCGGCCCAGCUCCAGCUCCAGCCCGGGCCCCAUCAUGGCCAAGGACUUUCAAGAUAUCCAGCAGCUGAGCUCGGAGGAAAAUGACCAUCCUUUCCAUCAAGGGCCACCUCCUGCCCAGCCCCUGGCACAGCGUCUCUGCUCCAUGGUCUGCUUCAGUCUGCUUGCCCUGAGCUUCAACAUCCUGCUGCUGGUGGUCAUCUGUGUGAUUGGGUCCCAAAGUGCACAGCUGCAAGCCGAGCUGCGGAGCCUGAAGGAAGCUUUCAGCAACUUCUCCUCGAGCACCCUGACGGAGGUCCAUGCUCUCAGCACCCACGGAGGCAGCGUGGGUGACAAGAUCACAUCCCUAGGAGCCAAGCUGGAGAAACAGCAGCAGGACCUGAAAGCAGAUCACGAUGCCCUGCUCUUCCAUCUGAAGCACUUCCCCGUGGACCUGCGCUUUGUGGCCUGCCAGAUGGAGCUCCUCCACAGCAACGGCUCCCAAAGGACCUGCUGCCCCGUCAACUGGGUGGAGCACCAAGGCAGCUGCUACUGGUUCUCUCACUCCGGGAAGGCCUGGGCUGAGGCGGAGAAGUACUGCCAGCUGGAGAACGCGCACCUGGUGGUCAUCAACUCCUGGGAGGAGCAGAAAUUCAUUGUACAACACACGAACCCCUUCAAUACCUGGAUAGGUCUCACGGACAGUGAUGGCUCUUGGAAAUGGGUGGAUGGCACAGACUAUAGGCACAGCUACAAGAACUGGGCUGUCACUCAGCCAGAUAAUUGGCACGGGCACGAGCUGGGUGGAAGUGAAGACUGUGUUGAAGUCCAGCCGGAUGGCCGCUGGAACGAUGACUUCUGCCUGCAGGUGUACCGCUGGGUGUGUGAGAAAAGGCGGAAUGCCACCGGCGAGGCGGCCUGACCCCGGCACACCUCUGGCUAACCCAUACCCCACACCUGCCCAGCUCUGGCUUCUCUGUUGAGGAUUUUGAGGAAGGGAAGAAACACUGAGACAGGGGUAUGGGGAAGAGCUGAGCAAAGAGAGAAAGGAGGUAGUUUAAGAGUCCCUGACCCUGGAGGACUGAGAUCCCACCUCCUUCUGUAAUUCAUUGUAAUUAUUAAAAUCGUCAGCCUCUUCAAUGGCGUAGGAAAGAAGAAACAAAU